Messenger RNA from Triticum aestivum (bread wheat), 1637 nucleotides. Its product is annotated as tryptamine benzoyltransferase 1. The record is from RefSeq and is a predicted model, not a curated record. NCBI's taxonomy places the organism in Eukaryota, Viridiplantae, Streptophyta, Magnoliopsida, Poales, Poaceae. Gene Ontology annotation, molecular function: acyltransferase activity, transferring groups other than amino-acyl groups. The transcript is spliced from 2 exons. Bases 58 to 1353 code for a protein of 431 amino acids.
CAUGCAUGUCUAUGACCCGUUCACCAUAGUCCCGCGCAUGCACUAAUCAAUCGAGCAAUGGAAAUCACGAGCAGCAUGAUGGUGAAGCCGGUGCCGCACCCGCUCGUCGGCGAGAAGGUGGCACUGACCAUCUUCGACCGCGCUGCGGCGGACGUCUUCGUCCCCACCGUGUUCGCCUACCUUGCGCCGGCGCCGUCGAACGAGGCGCUCAAGGAAGGCCUUCUCAAGGCCGUCGCGCCGUACCCCCACCUGGCGGGGCGCCUCACGGUCGACCAGCUCGGCCGGCGCUUCCUCCACGUCAACAAUGAGGGCGUGAUCCUGAUUGAGACCACGGUACAAGCUAACCUGGCGGACGUGCUCGUCGAAGGCCGGAUGCUCACCAGAGUCGACCACCUCUACCCUACAAUACCACAACGAGAGGAGAAGAUUGGAGCGGCGCUGCUGCAGAUCCAGCUGAACAGGUACAAGUGCGGUGGUCUCGUGGUCGGGAUAUGCUCCCACCACCAUACCGCCGACGGUCACUCCAUGAGCAUGUUCUUCACCGCGUGGGCGACAGCGGUCCGAGAGGGUGAGGACUUCACCAUGCCAACCCCAUUCCUCGACCGCGCGAAAACCGUCGUGCCGAGGAGCACGCCGACGCCGGUGUUCGACCACCGGUCACUGGAGUUCACGCAUGGGGACGGUGCUGCAGAAUACGCCGUCAUUCCCAUGGACAGGAUCCAAAAUCUCAGGAUGCAUUUCACGGCCGAGUUCGUCGCCGAUCUCAAAGCCCGUGUGGGCGCCCGCUGCAGCACGUUCCAGUGCCUGCUCGCGCACGUCUGGAAGAAGAUCACCGCGGCACGGUGCCUGAAACCGGAGGAGUUCACCAAGGUGAGGGUGGCCGUGAACUGCAGGGGUAGGGCCGACCCUCCUGUGCCGAUGAACUUCUUCGGCAACAUGGUUUUGUGGGCAUUCCCAAGGCUUCAGGUCCGGGACGUGUUGAACUCGAGCUACGGCAGCGUGGUCGACACCAUCCGCGACGCCGUGGCAUGCAUCGACAGGGAGUACGUGCAGUCCUUCGUGGACUUUGGCGGAGUGGCUGACGCGAACGGGAAGGAGCUUAUCACGACGGCGGCCCCUGCCGGCUCGAUGUUCUCCCCGGACGCAGAGGUGGACAGUUGGCUGGGGUUCCGUUUCCAUCAGCUCGACUUUGGCACCGGCGCGCCUGCUGCUCUGCUGCUGCCGGACUUGCCCGUCGAGGGGCUCAUGCUCUUCGUGCCGUCAGGAAAGGCGAACGGCGGCAUCGACCUCUUCAUGGCCAUCGCGGAGGAACACCUCACCGUGUUUAAGCAGAUCUGUUACUCCUUGGAUUGAUUGACCCAGCCACGACAUGUCUCGUGAAGCGGGUUUAGACCUCGCUUUAUAAAUAACUAGAAAAAUUGCAAGGGCGUUGCAAUGGGAGAAAAAUUGACCGGCACUCCUUACUCAAUCACUAUGGUUCUCUAAAAAACCAAUAACUAUGGUCAAUUAUCCCUGACAUGAAGAAUAAUUGUUGUUUCAAGCAUACCUUCUUUGCAAAAAGUGUAAUAAAUGAAUGUUUCCUUCUUGGAUACUUCCAGUUGACAAAACUUCAAUGAAUUUAUGUAUAAGGUGUUCUA